Molecule: messenger RNA, 485 nt
Organism: Paramecium primaurelia
Lineage: Eukaryota; Ciliophora; Oligohymenophorea; Peniculida; Parameciidae
Source: the annotation of a GenBank genome assembly
AUGAAUGUCAUCCAUUUAGAGGUGAUGAUAAUUUCCAAGAAUGUAAAAAAGCACUUGAAAAAUGUUAAAGAUUUAAAGGUAGUUCAUAUUGCUAAUGAUAAAAUAAAGAUGUAUAUAUAGAUACAUAAAUUUAAGGAUAUAAAAAGAGAUAUCAUUAAUAAUGGUCCUGUUGUUGCUAUUAUGUAAGUUUACAAAGACUUUUUGGUUUAUAGAGAUGGAAUAUAUAAAGUCUUAGAAUGAAUACCUAGAUUUCAUGGAGGAUAUGCUGUAGAUAUUAUAGGAUGGGGAGAAUAAAAUGUAUAUUAAUAUUGGAUUAUUUAAAACACAUGGGGUAAAAGUUGGGGAAUUGAAGUAAUAGCUAAACUUAGUAUAGAUGGUUUUAUAGAUCUGUCUUUAUAAACAUUAUCAAUUAUUUAUUAAAUAAUAUAAUAAAUUAUUUAUAUUUUUUGAAGUUAAUAAUUCAAAUAAAUCAAAAUUCAAAUGAU